CACAUUUUCAUCUGCAACUCCAAGGCUUCAUACGCCCCAUUGAAAGCAAUAAAAACGCAGACAUGAUAUCUACGAAAUUCCGGAUAAGUUCUCAAAGCUCCAGGCUGUUCUUCAGAGCAGUUUCUACGCUAAAGAACAACUCUCAUAUUAAAGUCUUUGACAAUGCUGCAGCUCCGUCAUCAUAUAUUCUCACAUAUCUAGACACCAACCCCCCUUCAAAAACACUUGCCGUUGGCGUAACUACAGCAGUCCCCCCAACACCUCAGUCAUUCAAAGAAAACCCCAAGUUUAUAUCAAUACUCAACGAGGUGGUAUCCGAGUAUGGCCACCAAGAUGAGGAUGUGAUUGCGCAGGCAAAAGCUUUUGCAAGCACCGGGGGGUUCAAUCUUGGAUCAGGGGGCUCCUUCUUUCCUGGCCAAUCCCAACAGGGCCAUCGAGGAUCUUCCGGGAAGCAAGGGGGAGGAGGAGGUGCUGGAGGAGGCGGCGCUGGCGGUGCCAGUGCUCAGGGAGGUGCUGGAGGUGCGGGCCGUGGUGGAUUUGUUCACUUGAGUGACCGCAGGAAUCCUCCCGACUUUGGCCGGAUUGCGUGGCCGGAGGAUAUACUGGGGAGUGUUGAAGUAGAUGAAGCUGGAGAAGUUGUAGGCAAGCUUCAGCCAAGUGGAACGUACAGAGCAGUGACCAAGGAAGGAAUCCUUGGAUUAAGUCCCUUCUUGAGAGGCAAGCUGAUCGAUCGACUUCGGCAAGAAGAAGCAAAGGAGAAAAAGUCAUAAUGUUGUUAGUAGUUUACAAAACGUAAUAUCCAAACCAUAUUAGAUGAGUUGCCGUCAAUGUCGCAAACGGGGAUGUAUUGCCCCUACAUCGCU
This is a messenger RNA of Trichoderma atroviride IMI 206040, 863 nucleotides long. The record is from RefSeq and is a predicted model, not a curated record. Lineage: Eukaryota; Fungi; Ascomycota; Sordariomycetes; Hypocreales; Hypocreaceae.